AUGUUAGGAACACUCGUGUCAUCUUCAUCUUCCACAUUCUUAUCUUCUUCACUCGGCAAGUCUUCUUCUUCUUCUUCGCUCUCUAGAUCCUCGGUUCCUUCGUUUCCUCGCUUAUCAGUCCGAUCAAUGGCCGAUUCUGCUUUCAAGAAAAUACAAAUCCAAAGAGAUGACACUACGUUUGAUGCGUAUGUGGUUGGUAAAGAUGAUGCGCCCGGGAUAGUUGUGAUUCAAGAAUGGUGGGGUAUUGAAGUUGAGAUCAAGAAUCACGCUAUUAAAAUCUCACAGCUUGACCCUGGUUUCAAAGCCCUUAUACCUGACUUGUAUAGAGGAAAGGUUGGUCUUGUUGCUGCAGAGGCAAAGCAUUUAAUGGAUGGCCUUGACUGGCCAGGUGCUGUCAAAGAUAUAUCUGCUUCUGUUAACUGGCUUAAAUCUAAUGGCUCCAAAAGGGUUGGUGUGACUGGAAUGUGCAUGGGAGGUGCACUAGCUAUAGCUAGCUCUGUUUUGAUUCCAGAGGUUGAUGCUGUUGUUGGAUUCUAUGGAACGCCUUCCUCUGAGCUUGCAGAUCCAGCACAUGCCAAGGCUCCUAUUCAGGCUCAUUUUGGUGAGCUUGACCAUAUUGUUGGUUUCUCUGAUAUCACGGCAGCAAAGAAUCUUGAAGAGAAGCUGAAAGCAUCGGGAGUAGCACACGAGGUUCACAUUUACCCGGGGAACGGGCACGCUUUCUUGAACAGGAGCCCUGAAGGAGUGAGCAGAAGGAAGAGUUUGGGAGAUUCUGAUGAUGACGAAGCUGCGGUGGAGCUUGCUUGGUCUCGCUUCAAUACUUGGAUGAAACGUUACUUGGUUUAAGCUUUUCCUUUCUCAGAUACUAGUGUUGAUGCAAUUCCCGGAACAUUGUGUGAUGCCCAAUGUGGUCUUGAAUAAGGACAUUGCUCUUAGGAUUUUUAUCUGAAUCAAAUAAAAGUGGUUUGUAUGUUUGUGUAGAUACGUGUUUGUAUGAUUAUAUUUCUAGAAAUUAUGAAAUGAUAGUGUAUAUGAAGUUAAACCUUAUUAGUGUAAAGUCUG
Eruca vesicaria subsp. sativa (arugula) is the source of this 1062-nucleotide messenger RNA. The record is from the annotation of a GenBank genome assembly. Lineage: Eukaryota; Viridiplantae; Streptophyta; Magnoliopsida; Brassicales; Brassicaceae.